CGGAAACACCCGAGUGGCGCUGCGUGAGGAGGAGGAGGCGGCGGCGGGAGGCGAUGAAGAGCGGCCGGGGCUGCCGGUAGCGAGCUCCGCCGAGCCGAGCCGGGCCAGGCCCGGGGCCAUGGCGGCCAACAUGUACCGGGUGGGCGACUACGUCUACUUCGAAAACUCCUCUAGCAACCCCUAUCUCGUCCGGCGCAUCGAGGAGCUCAACAAGACAGCCAACGGCAAUGUGGAGGCCAAGGUCGUCUGCCUCUUCCGGCGCCGUGACAUCUCCAGCAGCCUCAACAGCCUGGCCGACAGCAAUGCCCGGGAGUUUGAGGAGGAGUCAAAGCAACCAACAAUGACAGAGCAGCAGCGGCACCAGCUGAAGCAUCGCGAGCUCUUCCUGUCCCGCCAGUUCGAGUCGCUGCCGGCCACUCACAUAAGGGGGAAGUGCAGCGUGACACUGCUCAACGAGACUGACAUCCUGGGCCAGUACCUGGAGAAGGAGGACUGUUUCUUCUACUCGCUGGUGUUCGACCCUGUGCAGAAGACCCUCUUGGCCGACCAGGGCGAGAUUCGUGUCGGCUGCAAGUACCAGGCUGAGAUCCCCGACCGGCUGGCUGAAGGUGAGUCUGACAACCGCAACCAGCAGAAAAUGGAGAUGAAGGUCUGGGAUCCCGACAACCCCCUAACGGACCGGCAGAUAGACCAGUUCCUCGUGGUGGCCCGGGCUGUGGGGACUUUCGCACGAGCUCUGGACUGCAGCAGCUCCAUCCGACAGCCCAGCCUGCACAUGAGUGCCGCUGCUGCCUCCCGGGACAUCACGCUGUUCCAUGCCAUGGACACACUGCAGCGCAACGGGUACGACUUGGCCAAGGCCAUGUCCACGCUGGUGCCACAGGGGGGACCAGUGCUGUGCCGUGAUGAGAUGGAGGAGUGGUCAGCCUCUGAGGCCAUGCUCUUUGAGGAGGCACUCGAGAAGUACGGCAAGGAUUUCAAUGACAUCCGGCAGGACUUCCUGCCCUGGAAGUCCCUGGCCAGCAUCGUGCAGUUCUACUACAUGUGGAAAACCACUGACCGCUACAUCCAACAGAAAAGGUUGAAGGCAGCGGAAGCUGACAGCAAACUGAAGCAGGUCUACAUCCCCACUUAUACGAAGCCAAACCCAAAUCAGAUCAUCUCGGUGGGCUCCAAACCCGGCAUGAAUGGUGCCGGCUUCCAGAAGGGGCUGACCUGCGAGAGCUGCCACACCACACAGUCGGCCCAGUGGUAUGCCUGGGGCCCCCCCAACAUGCAGUGCCGCCUCUGUGCCUCCUGUUGGAUUUACUGGAAGAAGUACGGGGGGCUCAAGACCCCCACGCAGCUGGAGGGCGCUGCCCGCAGCACCACGGAGCCACACUCACGGGGCCACUUGUCACGGCCAGAGGCGCAGAGCCUGUCACCCUACACGACCAGCGCGAGCCGAGCCAAGCUGCUGGCCAAGAACAGACAGACCUUCCUGCUGCAGACUACGAAGCUGACCCGCCUGGCACGCCGCGUCUGCCGCGACAUCCUGCAGCCCCGGCGUGCCGCCCGCCGCCCCUAUGCUCCCAUCAAUGCUAAUGCUAUCAAGGCUGAGUGCUCCAUUCGCCUCCCCAAGGCAGCCAAGACACCCCUGAAGAUCCACCCGCUGGCACGGCUGCCCCUGGCCACUAUUGUCAAGGAGCUGGCGGCCCAGGCCCCGCUGAAGCCCAAGACGCCGCGUGGCACCAAGACACCCAUCAACCGGAACCAGAUGAGCCAGAGCCGGGGCCUGGCUGGCAUCGUGGGCAAGAGGGCCUACGAGGGGGCCAGUGACGCGCACCGCGUGGCCCGGGUACGCAAGGUGGUGGGGGGUGGCGUCCCCUUCUCAGCCAACGGGCGGCCCCUGAGCUCAGGGCUCCGGGCCAGCGCGCAGCCGGCCGCCAAGCGCCAGAAGCUCAACCCAGCUGAUGCCCCCAACCCUGUCGUCUUUGUUGCCACCAAGGACACCAGGGCACUGCGCAAAGCCCUGACCCACCUGGAGAUGCGGCGAGCUGCCCGCCGGCCCAACCUGCCCCUCAAGAUCAAGGCCACACGCCCCACAGUUGCCCCCCUGGCGCCCGUGCCCCCUGCCCGGCCCGCCAGCACCACGGAGCCCAUCGUCCUGGAGGACUGAGCCGGGAGGGGGGGGGCCUUUCCUUUUUAUAUUUUUUUAUUUCCAUGUAUGCUCCCACAACGUGGCUGGGGGGGCCGGGGCCCAGCCUUGGAGGGCGGAGGGGGGGGUCCGGGCCUCUGGGGCUGCCCCCUUCAAUGCAGCUACUUCCUGUCUGUGUGACCUACCCCCCCCUUCCCCCCAGGGCCAGAGGGGAGGGCGCCUGCCCGCCCUUCUCUCUCCUCCCCGGGGUGUUUUUGUACCUCGCCCUGUAACCAGUUCUUAUAGUGACCAACCGGGAAAUAAAACGACACCUUUUCUUCA
Alligator mississippiensis (American alligator) is the source of this 2458-nucleotide messenger RNA. It is a transcript of the gene MTA2, whose product is annotated as metastasis associated 1 family member 2. NCBI's taxonomy places the organism in Eukaryota, Metazoa, Chordata, Crocodylia, Alligatoridae. Gene Ontology annotation, molecular function: sequence-specific DNA binding; histone deacetylase binding; transcription corepressor activity. Bases 119 to 2158 code for a protein of 679 amino acids. Gene Ontology annotation, cellular component: nucleoplasm; NuRD complex. The record is from RefSeq and is a predicted model, not a curated record. The transcript has 18 exons. Gene Ontology annotation, biological process: negative regulation of transcription by RNA polymerase II.